AUGCUGCUGCUUCCCCUCGCCCAGUCCCGUGCGCCUCAUGCCUCCGCGCAAGCGCGCCGCGCCCCGAGCUCCAUCCUGCCCGCUUCGCCCACGCCUCCUCCUUUCGUCACUGUCCGCGACCUCCUCUGCUCGCGCAUGACCAUCUCGUUGGCCUCCCCUGCUCAAGCGGGCCAACCACCAGGGACGACGGGGCUCCUAUGGCCGCCGGUGUCAGGAGAAAGAAGGGUGGCGGCGCUCCUGGCGACGAGCAGCAAGCGAAGAAUUUUGGGAUGUUACAAUGCCAAGGAGAUUCGGCUACCGGACAUGCCAUUCAGUGAUACCAACGUGCACACUAAAAUAGAUGACAUCACUGAAAUGAACAUUGCAGAGGAUUUGGAUAACCGACCUUCAAAAAAAGCAAAAAAUUCUAAAACAGGUGUUCUGGAGCCAUCACCAAUGUCACCAACUAUGUCAACAUCUUCUCCAAUUUCUGAAUGUUUUGAAUCGAUUGUGCUGGAAUCAGUUUUACCAUUACAUGAUGUUAUGGAACCAGAUUCAAAUAAAGAGAUCAUAGUUGAAGAGAAAUAUGAUUAUCUACCACAAGACAAUACAUUGACCGAUCAUGAUCUAUGUGCUCAUAUAGCAAUAGAGUCAUCUUUCAGAAAACAAUUGUUGGUUCAGAUCGAUGGAACUUCUGUGUUACAAAAUCAGUUGAUGUGUCUGCUAGAUGAAAAAGAGUGGGUAAAUGAUGAUGUAAGUAGUCAAACAGGAAAAUGUUAUUAAUCAAUGCAUAUAUCUAUUACUAAUGUAUCUGCUCAUAAAUGAUGAUGUGUCUGCUCAUAUAUCUAUUACUAAUGUAUUUAAAAAUAAUCUUAAUUAUAUAGGUGAUCAAUGCAUAUAUAUGUUGUAUGAAGGACCAAAUACAUGUCCAGAAUGACAAUAAAGUAUAUUUGAAGA
This is a messenger RNA of Triticum urartu, 936 nucleotides long. The record is from RefSeq and is a predicted model, not a curated record. Lineage: Eukaryota; Viridiplantae; Streptophyta; Magnoliopsida; Poales; Poaceae.